Messenger RNA from Sclerotinia sclerotiorum 1980 UF-70, 513 nucleotides. RefSeq lists its product with no specific name. The transcript is spliced from 3 exons. NCBI's taxonomy places the organism in Eukaryota, Fungi, Ascomycota, Leotiomycetes, Helotiales, Sclerotiniaceae. The coding region runs from base 1 to 513 and encodes 170 amino acids. The record is from RefSeq and is a predicted model, not a curated record.
AUGCUGGAAUUCGGUGCCAUCCUAUCCAUAUAUAAGAUCGGAUAUACGUAUGGAGCGUCCCUGCCUCAGGACGACUUGUUUGAAAUCCUUGAAAUACCAGAAUUCGAAGCGUUCGCUCGUGUUGAUGGCCAGCCGUUGCAUCUGGGUGUGCCAAAACAACUGGUAAAGGAAGCUGACUGGGAAAACUGGACGGAUGAUGGGGAUGAAAAAGACACUCGGCUUAUUGACUUCGAAGAAGCUAUCGUGAAACCUAAGCAAUUACCAUACCCACACAAUGCAAAAUUGGACCAGCAGUUCCACGACAAUGCUCAAGAUCCAGCUCUGCAGUGUCUACUUCCAGUUAUUCGAGGAUUAACAAGUUUCAGACCUUCAGAUCAAAGCUCGGCAGCUGAGGCACUGGCUAUGAUCGCCCAGGCCCUGUCGGCGUUAACUUCCCAUUCUGACUCUGAUUCACAUUCAGAUUCAGAAUCAUCAGAAUCUUGGGCUGCGCAACGGAUACCACAGAGUGGAUAA